GCCCUGCCCGCAGCGACUUCGCCCGUGAGCCUAGCUCCACAACGCUGCACCGUUGGGAUCGUUCCUUCACGGCACCAACCUUCUCAGAAGUUAUCGGACAUUGGGCGAUGGGCUGCAUAAUACUUUCAUGCAGGUUGCAUUGACUGUUCUUUCAUUUCCAGAGGGCCAGAUCGCAAUGAGUCUGGAAGACCCGGGCGCCUGACGCACAUCUCCGGUCACGGCGCUAAAGCCGAACGCAGCAGCCGAACGCAGCAGCCGAACGCAGCAGCCGAACGCAGCAGCCGAACGCAGCAGCCGAACGCAGGCCUUCCCUCUGAUAACGGCCCCUGAAAGGAAGUGGCGCAGCGCUGGGAGACAAAGCGCCCUUUUUUCAGAUCGUCGCCAGCAGAGACUGGGGAGGAGAGCGUGUGCAGAGAGCCCUGAGGAGGAGGACAGAUUCAGAGAGCGUCCUUCUUCUCUCCUCCCUCUCUUUGUUCCUUUGUUUUCACUGAUAGCAGAGCGCUCUUUCGUUCCUAGUGAGUGUAUUGUGGCCAUUGUCUGCCACCUGUAUCAACGGGGGCGAGUACAAGAUGGGGGUAUGAGGGUUGUGAACCCAAGUGCACCAGUCUGGGGGUACGAGCUCGGGGGUGUGAACAUGGGCAGUGUCCUAUUGGUCUGCUUUGCUCAGGGUUUCACUGGCUGGCCACUGGACAGCCAGCACCAGUGAAAGUCGCCUCAGACUUGAACAAUGAACACAGGCCCUCUGACUGUUGAGAGGCUGGCUCCGCCCCCUGCCUGCGAUUGACACAUAUUCCCCUGCUCUCUACAGUGAGCACAGAGCUUCCUCUUAAAGCAGUGGAGUGAUGCGAUGAGCAGGCUCAGACAUGCCUUACGUGGAUCGGCAGAACCGUAUCUGUGGCUUCCUGGACAUCGAGGAGAAUGAGAACAGCGGAAGGUUCCAGCGCCGAUACUUCAUCCUGGACACCCAGGAGGGCAGUCUGGUCUGGUACAUGGACAACCCUCAGAACCUGCCGCUGGGCAUGGAGCCGGUCGGCUCGCUCAAGCUGGCCUACGUCUCUAAGGUCAGCGACGCCACCAAACUGCGGCCCAAGGCGGAGUUCUGCUUUGUCAUUAAUGUUGGGAUGAGGAAGUUUUUCCUGCAGGCCAAUGACCAGCAGGACCUGGUGGAGUGGGUAGACGUUCUCAAUAACGCCACAAAGAUCACAGUGCCAAAAUCUUGCGAUGUCCCACGAGCUGCCGAGAACAUCGCAGGUACAAAGAAGCAGGCCUCCUACAAGACGGAGAUUGUUGCUGGAGUACCCCUUAUCACCAUGACGCAGCAGGAAGGGUCCGACGGGCAGAACGAGGGCAGCCGAGAGGAGGCGAAGAGGGCCUACAGCCAGCUGCCCUACUUCCUGAGGAGAACCUCGCAGGACCAGACGGCCAUCAAGUCCGGCUUCUGCGUCAAGCAGGGCGCCGUGAGGAAGAACUGGAAGCGAAGAUAUUUCCUGUUGGAGGAAAACUCUUUGAGCUAUUUCAGAUCAGACAUGGAUAAGGACCCAUUGCGAAUAAUCCCACUGAAAGAAGUUCAUAAAGUUCAGGAGUGCAAACAAAGUGACCUCAUGAUGAGAGAUAAUCUUUUUGAAGUUGUCACUGCAAACAGGACCUUUUAUAUUCAGGCGGACAGUCCAGAGGAGAUGCACAGCUGGAUAAAGGCCGUCUCAGGCGCCAUCGUGGCACAGCGUGGACCAGGCCGAGCUGCAGCCUCCGAGCAGAGCGACCGUUCCUCCUCUUCCAUGUUCUACCGCAGAGACCCGUCAGCAUCUACAGUACCACCCUACCCACAAUUCCCUGUUCUUCAGCCCCCUAUCAACCCGCCACCUUACAGUGCCCGCCCGCAGCCUGAGCUGGGACAGCAAGUUGUUCCUCAGCCUCCUGCCCCGCUCCAGCCACGCCCGCGCCCACCUGUGGCUUCAGGAGACCAGGCUUUCCAAGUGAGUGAAGAGUCACCUUGGAGACGGCGCAGCAACUACGUGGAAGGUCCCUCUGUGCCGCCCCCCCUCGACCUGGACGACACAGACCUGCUCAUCAGCGAAGUGUGAGGCCCCCGUCUGGCCCCCCACGUCUCUGUCUGGGGAACCCCCUGCCCCUCCCACAAACUCCACCCCCACCCCUGAAUGACAGGUGGAGAACUGAGCUGGAUGCUGUGUUCGGUGUCUAUUAAACAGGGUGAAGAAAGUUUACAGUUAAUGCCAGAGAAAGUUUCGCAUCUCUUUCAAAGCCCAUCUGCAGUCUCACUAUGAGCGUACGGUACGCUGCCAGUCCUUCACUGACACUCAGAGACCAGCAGGGGGCACCAGGAGGCUAACAGGGUUCCCACAGACAUUGUGAAAGGGGAGACACUGCCAGUGUCCUUUGUGAAUUUCAUUUUUGUCCUUCUUUUGUAUUUAUUUCUUGUCAGUGGACUGCAGCUCCAUGUCUCUUUACACCCAGAUUUCCUUUAGCGUACCUCCUCUACAUUCAUUUGGUUUUUAAUGUGGCUGUCAGCUCGGCUUCAUUUUUACAGAAAAUCGUGCAGAUAAAUGUGUUUAUUAAUUAACGGGCUCUCUGUGGAUACAUUGUCCCUGCACAUCGUAAUAUGCACAGAAAAGUCAUGGUUAUUUUAUAUUUUAAAAUUAUAUUGUGUAAUUUGGGAAAAUGGAAAUGACGUGUUAUGAAGGGCAAGCUAAUUUUCCCAGAUCAGAUCAAUCCCAGACGCAGGUACUGAAACAGGUGUGUCAGUUACAGGUACUGAAACAGGUGUGUCAGUUACAUGUAUUCAAACAGGUGUGUCAGACACAGGUACUCAAACAGGUACUGCAGUAAUUAAUCUUUUCUCUGAUUACUUACGUUACUUUUCUCAUUAUUUUUAAUGCUUUCCCUUCAUACCGAGUAUGUAUAACAGUGUGCUGAUGUAGUAUUUUCACGUGACACGUCCCCAAACUCUGGGGAACUGUAAUUUUAACCGUUUUUAUAAUUAUUCUCUGAGGAUUUUCUUAUUUGAUGUUCAGAGCAGCCGCCGCCGCAGCAGGUGGAGUCGUUCUUGCCGCUGUCCUGCUCAGAGGAUUUGGGCUGUUUGAGCAGGCCUUUCUGUCCUACUGUGAGAUCCCAGCUUCUCCAGACCUGACGCCGUUUACCAAACCUCAAAGUUUUGUUCUGCUUGUGUUUGCCACAAUCUCCUCCUCACUGUGAGUGUCAGAUUCUGUGGUUGUCAAAACAGGUUUGAUUGACGUGAAGGCACGCUUCUGGGAGGCUGGUUCAUCCUGUGGGGUUGGAAACCUGUUUUCAAAUUGUGUUGCAUGUGUGUGUACCUGCAGGUAGGAGGAAAACGUUUUUUUAUAUGUCCACCCUGACCUUUUGUAUCGGAUUACCUUGUGAGCACAUAUUCUUUUGUAUAUCUGUACUGUUUUGCUAGUCUACUAGAGAUAUUCCUGUCCUGCAUUGCCAAAUAGUUCAGGCAGUCUUCGGGUUUUCUUCACUGGUGUCAGGAAACUUAGGACGCCCUGAAAUCUGUGCCGAAAACAUUUUAGCAGUAUAGCUGUGAAGUGCCCGCACUAUUUUUACACAAAAACAACCUCUUUUGGUCCUGUAUUUUUACUGUGUACCAUGUUCCUUAUUUAUUAUGUGAAGUUUGGAAAAAGGAAAUAAACAAAUAAAGAACUAACUGUUUA
Molecule: messenger RNA, 3689 nt
Organism: Anguilla anguilla (European eel)
Lineage: Eukaryota; Metazoa; Chordata; Actinopteri; Anguilliformes; Anguillidae
Product: pleckstrin homology domain-containing family A member 1-like
Exons: 13
Coding region: 864-2081 (405 amino acids)
Cellular component (GO): membrane; cytoplasm
Molecular function (GO): PDZ domain binding
Source: RefSeq, a predicted model, not a curated record